CCUGUGCUGCGUCUCUCCUCUCCGGGCGCACUCGGAGAGCUGGAGCUGAGCGCUGCGCAUUCCCCGCGGUGUCCGUGCCCGGCGCAGCAGCGGCAGCAACGCUAGCAGUGGCAGCAGCAGCAGCAGCGUCCCGCGGUGUAUUAGCUCCAAGCCUCAAUGAGGAGCCCAAACAUGGCGACCUUCAAACAGCAGAAGGUGGAGGAUGUAUAUGAAAUUGGAGAAGAGUUGGGAAGUGGCCAGUUUGCCAUAGUGAAGAAAUGCCGGGAGAAGAGCACUGGAGCUGAGUACGCUGCCAAAUUCAUCAAGAAACGUCAGAGCCGGGCAAGCCGCCGAGGGGUGCAGCGGGAGGAAAUCGAGAGGGAGGUGCACAUUUUGCAACAGAUCCUGCAUCCCAAUGUCAUCAAACUUCAUGAUGUUUAUGAGAACCGAACAGAUGUGGUCCUCAUCCUUGAGCUAGUUUCUGGGGGAGAGCUUUUUGACUUCCUGGCACAGAAAGAGUCUUUGAGUGAGGAAGAAGCAACCAGUUUCAUUAAGCAAAUCCUGGAAGGCGUUAACUACCUGCAUGCCAAGAAAAUUGCUCACUUUGACCUCAAGCCAGAGAACAUUAUGCUGCUGGAUAAGAAUAUUCCCAUUCCACACAUCAAGUUGAUCGACUUUGGCCUGGCUCAUGAAAUUGAAGAUGGAGUGGAGUUUAAGAACAUUUUUGGAACCCCAGAAUUUGUAGCUCCAGAAAUUGUGAAUUAUGAACCCCUUGGGCUGGAGGCUGAUAUGUGGAGCAUAGGAGUCAUCACCUACAUACUGUUAAGUGGUGCUUCACCUUUCCUUGGAGACACGAAACAGGAGACAUUGGCAAACAUCACAGCAGUGAGUUAUGCUUUUGAUGAGGAAUUCUUCAGCCAGACCAGCGAGUUAGCCAAAGACUUCAUUCGGAAGCUCCUGGUUAAAGAAACAAGGAAACGGCUCACAAUCCAAGAAGCACUCACUCAUCCCUGGAUCAUGCCAGUGGAUAAUCGGCAAGCCAUGGUCCGGAGGGAAUCAGUUGUCAACUUGGAAAAUUUCAAAAAGCAGUACGUCCGAAGGCGGUGGAAGCUUUCAUUUAGCAUUGUCUCACUGUGUAACCACCUUACCCGUUCCCUGAUGAAAAAGGUCCAUUUGAAGCAGGAAAACGAUUUGAGGAAUUGUGAGAGUGACACAGAGGAGGAUAUCGUCAAGAGGAAAGUGCUUCACCCCAGGAGGAGAAGCAGCACUUCCUAAUCUAGCCCAGCUCCUCUCCUGGGAGGGAAAUGCAGGUCCCUUUGGAGAACUCCACCAUCCCAGCGUGGUUUACAAUCUGUGGACAUUCAUGGGCCCCGAUCACAACCAGCACCCUGGUUUUCUAAGUCUCUGAGCCUUUGAGAGGGAGCAUCCAAGGUGCUUACUCUCUUAAGAAGACUUUCGAAGGGAGGAAGAUUUAAGAGGUUCUGGAGGUGUCCUCCUGUUGAAGCUCUGAGCCAAUCAAGGCCUUUGCUUAAGAACCCAAAGCUCUUAAUUGUUGGCAAACACCAGUUUGCCAACCCUCAGAACCAAUGGGUAAGGUCUAUGGGCCUUUGUGGGAUUUUUAUUUUUAUUUUUCAAGUUUAAACCUGGUGUUAUUCACAUAAGGCACCACAAGUAAAGAGGAGUCUACUGGACUGCUGAGAGAGCUGAGGAGUAUUCCUAGGCAUCUUUAAGUCCUGUGCGUCAUCUUUAAAAGUAGACGCGUUCUUCAGUGCAAUUGGAUUCAGAACAUUAAUGAGAAAUGAUUUAUAGGCAGAAAGAAUAAUGGAGGUCCAAGGAAUCCUAUUCCUGGAAGAGAAGAAUUAUUGGAUUUCCAUUUGGUUCAACUGACUGAUUAUUCUAAGAUAAGCGAUCUUCAGAGAAAUAGGGGAGGAAAUCCUGCUGAUCCACAGAGUUUGGACAAGGUUGUAUGGGAGGGCAAAAACUGAGAAAAUUUGGGGGUUAAGGCCUGCAUGAAAAGGGCCUGUAACACAGAAGGGGAAUCUGUCCAUAAAUGGCUUUCUUGUGGGUAUCGGGCAUGGGAGUGAAAUGAGACCUCGUUUGGUGGCCACCAUGGGAAGAUGGCAGCCUCUGGCCUUCAGGGAUCAGGAAAAA
Molecule: messenger RNA, 2130 nt
Organism: Dromiciops gliroides (monito del monte)
Lineage: Eukaryota; Metazoa; Chordata; Mammalia; Microbiotheria; Microbiotheriidae
Gene: DAPK2
Product: death associated protein kinase 2
Exons: 12
Coding region: 157-1254 (365 amino acids)
Biological process (GO): positive regulation of apoptotic process; protein phosphorylation; intracellular signal transduction
Cellular component (GO): nucleus; cytoplasm
Molecular function (GO): protein serine/threonine kinase activity; ATP binding
Source: RefSeq, a predicted model, not a curated record